This is a messenger RNA of Caenorhabditis remanei, 1563 nucleotides long. RefSeq lists its product as uncharacterized. The transcript is spliced from 9 exons. The record is from RefSeq and is a predicted model, not a curated record. Gene Ontology annotation, molecular function: aromatic-L-amino-acid decarboxylase activity; pyridoxal phosphate binding. NCBI's taxonomy places the organism in Eukaryota, Metazoa, Nematoda, Chromadorea, Rhabditida, Rhabditidae. The coding region runs from base 1 to 1563 and encodes 520 amino acids. Gene Ontology annotation, biological process: catecholamine metabolic process; serotonin biosynthetic process; amino acid metabolic process.
AUGGAUGCUGAACAACUUCGAUCAGAAGGAUGUAAAGUGAUUGAUAUCGUGGCUGAUUACUGGGAGAGUAUGAGAAAAAGGAGACCACUUCCAGAUGUGAAACCAGGGUUCAUGAAUCAAUUAGUAUCAGCUGCCCCACCGACUGCUCCAGAGGACUGGAAAACAAUUUAUGAAGAUUUGGAGAAAGUCGUUUUCAAUCCGGCAACUCAUUGGAAUCAUCCUCAUUUCUUUGCUUAUUUCCCUGCUGGACUCACUUAUCAUUCAAUCAUGGCUGAUAUUUUGAGUAGUGGACUGUCGUCUGUCGGAUUCUCUUGGAUGGCAUGUCCAGCUAUCACGGAAUUAGAGAAGGCAAUGCUAGAUUGGGUUGUCGAAUUGAUGGGUUUACCAGAACAUUUCAAGAAUUCUCAUCCAGGUCCUGGGUGUGGAAUCAUUCAAAGUUCAGGAUCAGACUCAAUUCUCAUUGCAAUUCUCACAGCGAGAGCUGCAAAAGUCGAAGAAAUCAAAUCCUCUCCGUCAAUAUUCCAGUGGCUCCCCAAUUUUUCACUUGGAAAAUCUCUCUAUAAUAUUCUAAAUUAUAAUGUUUUCAACUCGAAUACAGACCGACCGAGCUAUGAUUCAACUGACGUCAUCACUCCAUUCUAUCAUGAUCCCCGUGUAUUUCAAAACUUUGUAAUGUAUUUCUGUGAUCAAGGACACUCUUCAAUUGAAAAAGGAGCAUGGCUUGCUGGCGUCAGAUAUCGGAAAUUGAAAGCAAUCAAAGGAUAUUUGGGAAACUAUGGACUCGAUCCAGAUGCAUUGAGAAAAGCUGUGCAGGAAGACCGUGACCGUGGAUAUAUUCCGUUCAUGUUGAUUGUAACUGUUGGAACGACGUCGUCUUGUGGAAUUGAUGAAAUUGAGAGAUUAACACCGAUAUGUAAAGCGGAAGGACUUUAUGUUCACGUGGAUUCUGCAUAUGCAGGUUCAUAUGCGUUAUGUGAAGAGAAUAGAUAUUUACUAAACGGAGUAGAGAACGUCGAUUCAUACAAUACAAAUCUUCAUAAAGCAGGAAUGAUCAACUUCGAUUGUUCUCCGAUGUGGUUUAAAAACGGAACAUAUGCAUCUCGUUAUUAUAAUGUUGAUGCAAUUCAUUUAGCACAUGAAUAUCAAUCAACUGGAACUGAUUACCGACACUUGGAAAUUCCACUGGGUCGUCGUUUUCGUUCUCUAAAAUUAUGGUUUACGUUGAGAAAUUGGGGAGCCGACAAGAUUAAAGAUUAUCUACGAGGAACUAUGGACAUCGCAAUUUUCUUCUCAAAGAUAAUAGUGGAAGAUCAGAAGUUCCAACUUUUUGUUCCGCCAAUACUCGGAUUGUGCUGCUUUCGCCUCCGAAAUCAUUCGAAUUCUGACAACGAACGCCUCUGCACUGCCAUCAAUAGAGACCGACGUAUUCACAUUGUUCCAUCAACGAUUCACAGCAUUUUCUUCCUCCGUUUUGCAGUUGGAUCUCCAAUGACCACGAAAGAAGAUGCGGUUCACGCGAAGAAAAUCAUUUUUGAAAUUGCAAAUAACUUAUUUAAGAAAUAA